AUGGCAGGUUUACAGACUCGAUCUACCAUGUUCAGCCCUAUCUCUCUGUCGUCGGCUUUCCGAAGCCUUUCUCUGUCGACACCAAAGCGUUGCUUCUCCACCACUCCUGUACCUCAAACAACUAUUCAACUUCCGGAUAACAUCCCACCCUAUCCUUAUGGCGCUCGUCAGUGGUAUAAGCAGGCAGACACAGGUCUUUACGGCAGCGCCAUGAUCCGUUUUGGUAACAAGAUCUCUAAGGGUCGCAACGAGGGCAAAACACGACGAACCUGGAAACCCAAUGUCCGCAAGAAGAAGAUCCGCAGCGACGCACUCGAUGAGGACCUCUUCAUCAAAGUCACUCGUCGGUCACUCCGCACAAUCUGGAAGGAAGGAGGUCUUGACAAUUACCUCUUGAGUGACAAGGUCGGCCGCAUUAAGGACCUCGGUAUAUUCGGAUGGCACCUACGGUGGAGGGUCAUGCAGACACCUGUGAUGCAAGAGCGAUUCAAGGCAGAGCGGGAAAAGCUCAAGCUACCCGAACCUCAAACAUUUGAGGAGUGGAUGAAGGAUAAGGAGGAGGAGAUUGAGGCCAAGGUCGAAGAGAGACUGAAUAUCAAGGCCAUCACAAAACCCCGUGGAAAGGGACGAGCUGACCCCCAAAGGCUCGCUAUCAAAGCCGCUGUUGAAGCCGCUGAACAGAACCUGCAAGCCGGAGCGGCGACUUUCUAG
Molecule: messenger RNA, 711 nt
Organism: Penicillium taxi
Lineage: Eukaryota; Fungi; Ascomycota; Eurotiomycetes; Eurotiales; Aspergillaceae
Product: mitochondrial 54S ribosomal protein bL28m
Exons: 1
Coding region: 1-711 (236 amino acids)
Cellular component (GO): mitochondrial large ribosomal subunit
Molecular function (GO): structural constituent of ribosome
Source: RefSeq, a predicted model, not a curated record